Monascus purpureus is the source of this 618-nucleotide messenger RNA. NCBI's taxonomy places the organism in Eukaryota, Fungi, Ascomycota, Eurotiomycetes, Eurotiales, Aspergillaceae. The record is from the annotation of a GenBank genome assembly.
AUGCCCUUCUUAGCAAUGGCCCACGACAUGGAAUCUGAUCCAGAUGUUCAGAUGGAUAUGACGGCUGAGGCGACGGGAAUAGAAUCCCUCUCAGUUCUCGUGAAGAAUCGCCGCAAGCGUUAUCUUGACAUGCAUCCAGAGUACUUCUCUGCUGAUCUCGAGCUAGCUGACCCAUUGUCGUACGAUCGCCUGAUCCGCCGAUUUCAGACACCUGCGGAAAGGGAAUCUGAAGGCCGAGCAAAGGGCUUCUCUGGUAUCCUCCAGGCGGAUCUCGCUCGAUCGGAGGCCAAAUUGGAUGCUCUUGCUAAUCCUGACCCUAAUGCGAUGUUCAGCUACUCCCGCGGCCCCAACGGGGAGAUCCUCGCGGAGGACAGGGACGAAAUACCAGCCAACAAGGAGGAAGGCGAGAAACGGUGGCGAUGGGAAAUGGAGAUGCGAUUUUUACACGGGUUUGACACGGACUUUGACUAUAGAGCCGUCGAUGAGAAUGACGAGUAUGAUGACUGGAAUGAAGAACAAGAGCGCUACUUCGAAGAUGAAGAACCGGAAUGGAUCUUGGAGGGAGAAGGCGACAUACAGUCUAGACUACAGGGAGAGACAGGGAUCCAGGACUUCUGA